This is a messenger RNA of Sparassis crispa, 1029 nucleotides long. Its product is annotated as Tubulin gamma chain. Gene Ontology annotation, biological process: mitotic spindle organization; mitotic sister chromatid segregation; meiotic spindle organization. The transcript has 6 exons. Gene Ontology annotation, cellular component: cytoplasm; gamma-tubulin complex; spindle. Bases 1 to 1029 code for a protein of 342 amino acids. The record is from RefSeq and is a predicted model, not a curated record. Gene Ontology annotation, molecular function: GTP binding; structural constituent of cytoskeleton. Lineage: Eukaryota; Fungi; Basidiomycota; Agaricomycetes; Polyporales; Sparassidaceae.
AUGCCUCGAGACUUUGUAACACUACGGCUGGGACAAUGUGGAAAUUGGCAGGUGGGAUCGGCCUUUUGGCAUCGUCUCUGUAUGGAACACGGGAUCAAUGAAGAUGGGAUCCUGGAAGAUUUGUCUAUGGAUGCGGGCGAUCGGAAAAGCGCGUUUUUUUACCAAGCAGAUGAUGAGCACUACAUUCCAAGAGCGAUUCUCGUAGACUUGGAGCCAAGGGUCAUCAACAACAUUCUGUCGUCCCCUUAUUCACGGCUCUAUAAUCCAGAGAACAUAUUCAUGUCAAAGGAUGGUGGCGGAGCAGGUAACAACUGGACUCAAGGCUAUUCGUCGGGGGAAGAAGUUUAUGAAGAUUUAAUGGAGAUGAUAGAUCGUGAGACCGAGGAGUGUGACUCACUUGAGGCAUUCAUGGUUAUGCAUUCGAUUGCUGGGGGAACGGGAUCCGGACUCGGGUCUUUUCUUCUCGAACGCCUGAAUGAUAGGUUUCCCAGGAAAUUGUUACAAAUGUACAGUGUCUUUCCUAAUACCCAAGAGGGUGAUGUCGUUGUACAACCAUAUAACGCCUUGCUCACGCUCAAACGCCUUGUUAAUAAUGCAAACUCCGUGAUCGUCUUGGACAACGGAGCACAGAUUGCAGCUGAUACACUUCGCAUUCAGACCCCCUCGUUCGAUCAAACAAAUCGACUCGCCGCUACUAUCAUCGCAGCUAGCACGCAAACAAUCAGAUUUCCUCGCACUCUGUAUUCCGACCUCGUCAGUUUGGCGGCGUCGUUGAUUCCGACUCCCCGCUGCCAUUUCCUUACUACAUCCUACACCCCCUUCACCAAUGACCAAAUCGAGGAGGCAAAACCUGUCAGACGAACGACACUAUUGGAUGUCACGCGACGAUCGUUGCAGCCUAGAAACCGCAUGGUAUCUGCUCCCCUCACGAAGACUUCUGUAUAUAUCUCCAACAUCAACAUCAUCAAGGCGAUGUUGACCCGAAUGAGAUUCACCAGUGUCUGCUUCGUAUUCGAGAGCGACAAUUGA